ACAGCCAAUAGCCUAAUUGCAUGUGCUGGUGUCUUUUGCAAAAGAGUACUAAUUACCAGAAUACCUAAGCAGCCAUGUCCGUACUACACCUGUUAAUGACUGCAAAUAGAUAGAUGAAAGACUUGUGCUGCUCUUUGUUCUUCUUCACCCCUGUAUUUGUCUAUAUAUAUGGUCUUUAUUCUGUACUUUCUUCGAUACUCAUCUGCUCCAAAGAGAAUCAGACACUCAUACACACAUACAGUACACACUGCCUAGUUGAUCGAACCUGGUUUUCUGCAAUUUCCUGAGAAGUUGGUGCCCAAAUUUUCUUCUGGUAUUGUUCAUCUUCUUUCGAGCUGCAAACUUUUAGUGAUCGAAAACGGAAAACCAUGGGGUCUGAAGAACAUGUUUGCCUUCAAAUUCCAUCUCCUAUCAAAUACAUAUCAUCAAAUGAAGUGGUUCGGUUUGAUAACGUUAAGGAGCAUACCUUUUUCAAUGACAAGCAUCAGCUAACUGACCCAUCAGCUAAGAAAACUGAGAUGGCUGCUAUGAUAUCUCUUAGCAUGCCACCAUCGCCAGCGGAAAUUCAGUUACAGAACACAAAACAAGUGCCCUUCAGCCCUGAAACAAAUUUCAACAAUGGAAUUCCAGAUUCUAAUUCUGCCGCAACUAAGCGUGCUAGUAGCAGCCAACUACCGGAAGAAGCAGAAUUUCACUCUCAGGCCCAGUCAAAAAUCUCUGCAUUUGAAGAUCAAGCAAUUCAAAUAGGGCAUUGUCCUUAUCAACCAAGUAUUGAAAGAUUGAAAGAUAAGAGGUUUGAUAAUUUCAAGACAUGGUCUGGGAAACUUGAAAGGCAGAUAUCACUAGCUUCACUACUACGGGGAAAGCCACCAAGAAAAAGUGAUCAACCAGAGAAUGCUUCUGUGCAAAGUACAGAUCAAGUUGACCCUUUACCUGCAGACAGAUACUUUGAUGCAUUGGAAGGGCCUGAGUUGGACACCCUUAGGGCUUCAGAGGAAAUUCUGCUUCCAGAAGAUAAGAAGUGGCCAUUUCUUCUCCGGUAUCCCAUUUCUUCAUUUAGCAUCUGUCUUGGUGUUAGCAGCCAAGCUAUUUUGUGGAAAACCCUGCCUAUCUCUGCCUCCACAAAAUUUCUCCACUUGAGCUUAACACCAAAUUUGGUUCUCUGGUUCAUUUCUCUUGCUCUAUUAGUUAUUGUUGCUUGCAUCUACAUUCUUAAAAUCAUCUUCUACUUUGAAGCAGUUCGUCGUGAGUAUUACCAUCCAAUCCGAAUCAACUUCUUCUUUUCCCCAUUUAUAGCCCUUUUGUUCACAGCUCUUGGAGUCCCACCUUCAAUUUCUAACAACCUCCAUCCAGCUCUUUGGUACAUCCUCAUGGCACCAAUUCUAUGUCUUGAGCUUAAAAUCUAUGGGCAGUGGAUGUCAGGAGGCGACCGCCGGCUCUCAAAGGUGGCGAAUCCUGUGAACCAUCUCUCUAUUGUUGGCAACUUUGUUGGGGCAUUGCUAGGAGCAUCAAUGGGACUAAAAGAAGGACCAAUAUUCUUUUUUGCUGUUGGGUUGGCUCACUACACGGUCUUAUUUGUAACUUUGUACCAGAGACUACCAACAAAUGAGUCAGUAAUCCCAAAGGAACUCCAUCCUGUGUUCUUUCUGUUUGUUGCAGCACCUAGCGUAGCUUCAAUGGCAUGGGCAAGAAUCCAAGGCUCCUUCGAUUAUGGCUCACGGAUUAGUUACUUCAUCGCCAUGUUCCUUUAUCUCUCAUUGGUAGUCCGAGUCAAUUUUUUCCGAGGAUUCAAGUUCUCACUGGCAUGGUGGGCAUACACUUUCCCAAUGACCGGUGCUGCCAUUGCAACCAUCAGGUACUCGAAUGAAGUGACGAAUGUAGCAACUCAAGCUUUGGCUGUCAUACUCUCUCUCAUUGCCACGCUCACAGUCAUGGCUCUCUUCAUAGUAACCCUAUUGCAUGCCUUUGUGCUCCGAGACCUCUUCCCCAAUGACAUUCCAAUUGCCAUUAGUGACAGAAACCCAAAUAAACCACACAGAAAGUGGUUCCAAUUAAAGCAGGAAAACUCUUCGUAUCCCAAAGAGAUUGAGAAUUCCUUGAAGUCCACAACAGGCUCAGAGAAAAAGGAUUUGGAAAUUUGAAGAUUCCUUGAUCAAAGCCACCAAACUCUCUUAUCUUUCUGGCUAGCUAGUCGAACAUGGGACCAUGGGAGGACCAUAAUAACCAAGUUUUCCUAGUUCCAGUGAGCAUUUUCACAUACUGAAAUGUCAAAUCUACCAUAUAUAUAAAGUGUGAGUCGCCAGUAGAGCGCUCUUUGCUAGUUGGUGCUUUAUUGAGUACAAGAGUUUAGAAGAGACUCAGGAUAAUAUUUCAAAAUGUUAUACUUAUUGUAAUCAGGGGUUUAGGCUCAAUAUCCCCAUUGUAUUCGACAGUUUCUUUAAUCAAGGUUAUCAAGGCUUGAGGGCUGC
Rosa chinensis is the source of this 2468-nucleotide messenger RNA. Its product is annotated as S-type anion channel SLAH2-like. The coding region runs from base 369 to 2141 and encodes 590 amino acids. NCBI's taxonomy places the organism in Eukaryota, Viridiplantae, Streptophyta, Magnoliopsida, Rosales, Rosaceae. Gene Ontology annotation, cellular component: membrane. The transcript is spliced from 6 exons. Gene Ontology annotation, biological process: intracellular monoatomic ion homeostasis; transmembrane transport. The record is from RefSeq and is a predicted model, not a curated record. Gene Ontology annotation, molecular function: voltage-gated monoatomic anion channel activity.